Messenger RNA from Desarmillaria tabescens, 1360 nucleotides. RefSeq lists its product as uncharacterized. Bases 97 to 1251 code for a protein of 384 amino acids. Gene Ontology annotation, molecular function: protein binding. Lineage: Eukaryota; Fungi; Basidiomycota; Agaricomycetes; Agaricales; Physalacriaceae. The record is from RefSeq and is a predicted model, not a curated record. The transcript has 14 exons.
CGCCUACUCAAAUUGAAAACCCAGCUCCGAAACAUGUGACUUCAAGAGCGCAUAAAAGACUCGAACAGCGGGCGCUUGUUCACAACUUUCACCCUGAUGCUCGUCCCGCAGCCUGAUAUCCCGCAAGUCCCAUUGCCAGCACCAGUAAUCGUACACGUGCGGUCGCGACGGUCAUCUCGAUCGUCGAGAACUUCACGAAGCAGAUCUCGCUCCCGCUCUCGUUCGCCCUGCCACAUUAUCGAAGCACCUGAAAACCCAGGCGCUACUGAACUUUUCUACCGCCCCAAUCCUUUACCCAUGACUCAUUUAAGUGAUCUUGUAUAUUCCAGCUCGUCCGAAUCUCGGUCUUCUUCGCCAACUCGGAGUUCAAGAAGUUUCCCGUCGCAUUUUGGUUUGCCGACCUCCAACGUGGUACUUCCAGCACAAGAUCCGAGUAAACAGAGAAUUCCGUGCUUGAUACCAGUACCAAUUCCUCCACAGACUGAUUCCGAAUCUGGUAGAAGUGACAGCUGUUCUCGCAGUCGCUCCAGGGGCCGCUCUCCUCGCCCUGAGAUUUCACAAGCUUGUGCUCCCAUUGUCAUUGGAAGGUCCCGAUCCAGAAGCAGAACACGGAGUGUUUCUCCGUGCAGAUAUCCUCAAGCCAUCUACUCCAAUUGGCCUCAUCCUGCUGUUUCUCGUCCUCGAUAUUACUUCCAAGAUGGAAAUGUAACGCUUGAGAUUGACCGGACCCAGUAUAAAAUCCACCGUCACUUUUUGGUUACGAACUCCCCUGUGUUCGCAAAGGAGUUACCUCCUCACAUCACAUACAAGCUACUGACUAGUGUCGACAAAGAAGCUUUCGAGCUUGUUCUGUCGCUCUUCUAUCCAAAGGACUGCUUCAGUGGGCAUGACAUACAAUCAGAAUCAGAUUGGCGCAAGGUCCUGGUGUUUGCUUGCCGAUACAAUAUGAAAGUCAUCCGAAACAUGGCUCUCACCAAAGUUCCAACGCUAGAUCCCAUCGAGAAGGCCCACUUGGCGACGAAGUAUGGACUGAAGGAUUGGCUCGUGCCGGCAUAUGUCGACCUGUGCAUGAAGGAUUUGACGAGUCGUAGCGGAUGGUCUGUUGAAGAAGGAAUGAAGAUAGGUCUGGAAGGACUCCUUGCGCUUGCCGAUGUCAAACGAGAUAUCUUGAAGAAUUUGGAAGAGUAUUUGGACAGAGAUAAGGUUUUGAAGACCGUGGAGAUGAAACUAGAAACCUCGAAAUUGAUCUGAAUGAGUCGUGUAUAACUUUCUCGCUGUACGAUAGAUAAUGGAGUUUCGAUUUAUGUUCUUCUUUUGACUUGCGUUGACUCACCUCACAAAUAAUAGUUGAAAACGAGUA